UGGAUUUAUAAGUCCGUGUAAACAAACAGGUAGGAACUCGGGAUUUAUGAGUCCCUGUAAACAAACUGUAAAUAAACAGGUAGGGACUUAUGACUUAUAAGUUAACACUUGAAAAAGUUUUAGGACUUAUGAAACAAACAGGGCCUAAAUUUCAGUUCCCAUUUCUUCACAAAAAAUUCAGGCGGCGGGACGAAUUCGUCCGCCGGUGUCGCAGCAAUGGUGCCGUCGCUGUGCUGUGCUGUGCAGCAACGAGCGGCAGGAGAGGGCAGCGUGGGCGGUGUCGUCCCGUCCCGUCCCACAAGGCUCGCAUGUUACCCUCACGCCGUCAAUCGUCAUCGACUGGCCACAAAAGGGAAGCUGGCGGAGGCGAGCACGCGCACCGUGACUCGGCCGGAAUAGAAAACCCCACUCCCGAUCCCACCCGCGGAUUCCCCGAGCCUCACCCCGCCUCGCCCAAUUCCGCCAGCCAGCCCAACGCUCUCUGCUCUCCAGGCCCGAAUGGCGGCGGAGGCCCGGGCCGAGGGCUCCGGGCCGCCCGCGCCGCCUCCGCUGCCCGUCCCCGAGAAGCGCCCGGCCCCGGUAGACGGCCGGGAGGAGGAGCGGCCCGGGGCGAAGCGGCGCCGCGCGAGCGUCGCCGCGCUCGACGACGUGCCCUGUGCCGCGGCCAAGGGCGGGGACGGCGAGGCGGACGGGAACCGGGACGGCGGCUCGUCCUUCUCCUUUCAGCACGCGCCCGGCGGUUUCGUGGCGCUGGAGAGGACGCCCAAGUUUGGGUCGUUCAACCCGCCGGUGGCCGCCGAGCAGGAGGCCCUCGGCCCGGAAGAUUCACCGGCUGUGAAGGAGGAGGAGGUGGAGGAGGAUACGGCCUCGGCCACCGGAGUCGAGGAUGGCAAAGACGGGAGUUCACAGUCAGUGGCGGCGGUGGACGAUCGGGGCCGUCGCCAUCCGGCAAGACAAACUGAAUCGGAAUCGGAACGAUGACUUUGCUUGGAGUUGGAGUGAUCAUGUGAUGGUUGCAGUUGAACGGGAUCUAUGCCAAAGCUUUGUUUUUCUCAUGGAAUGGAAGAUUUGAAGUCAACGUUGAUUCCUCUUA
Molecule: messenger RNA, 1093 nt
Organism: Hordeum vulgare subsp. vulgare (domesticated barley)
Lineage: Eukaryota; Viridiplantae; Streptophyta; Magnoliopsida; Poales; Poaceae
Exons: 2
Coding region: 499-981 (160 amino acids)
Source: RefSeq, a predicted model, not a curated record